AUGCCUGGUGUGUCAGGUAACAAUGCUGUACCAGCUAUCUUCGCAUCUGGACUGGACCGUUACUUAACAUCAGGAACGGAAGCGGCGCAAAGAGUAGACUUAAUUCAAAAAAUCACUGGAGCCUUUGGUAAAUACCAGCUGUUCUUAUGCUUACUGGUAUUUGCAAGCAAAAUUCCAAUAGCUUUCCAUCAAAUGGCCAUUAUAUUCCUGGCUCCACAAACUCCAUACACUUGUGACGGCAAACCAAACGUCUGUCCGUGCCCGAAUCCAGUUUACGACAGAUCCAUAUUUAAUAACACAAUAAUAUCAGAAUGGGACUUAAUAUGUGGAAAUAGAUGGCUGACCAGCUUUUCACAGACGUUGUUCCAACUGGGUACAUUACUUGGCAGUGUCUUCUUUGGAAUGGCUUCUGACAGAUUUGGAAGAAAAAUACCAAUGCUGGUGGCUGUGGUAGUCCAAAUAGCACUUGGUAUAGGAGCAGCAUUCGCACCAAAUUAUUGGACUUUUUCAAUAAUGCGAUUAAUUGUGGGUAUAACAGUUGGUGGAACCAUGGUUAUCGGAUUUGUGAUUGUUAUGGAAUUUAUGGGACCUCAAUACAGAGACGUCGUAUCAGCAGUUUAUCAAAUCCCAUUCAAUUUGGGUCAUAUGUUACUACCCCUUUUUGGAUAUUUUUUCAGAGAUUAUUCAAAUUUUCAAUUAGCAAUAUCUUUACCCACGCUUGUAUUGCUUUCCUACUUAUGUCUUUUACCAGAAACACCAAGAUGGUUGAUAGCAGUUCACAGAACAGAUGAAGCAGUGAAAAUUUUGGAACGUGUUGCUAAAGUAAAUAAUUUACCUACAGACAAUAUUAAAACAGAAGUGGAAGCUUACGAGAGAUCUUUGAAGGGUAAUACUUUGAAGAAAGGAACGAUAGUGGAUCUCGUGCGUACACCAAACUUAAGGAAGAAUAUAAUAGUUAUGUCUAUAAACUGGCUGGCGUGCAGUUACUUUUUCUAUGGAGUAUCACAAUAUGUGGGCCAAUUGAGCGGCGACGUUUUCAUCAAUGUGGCUGCGAGUGCGAGUGUUACAUUGCUCGGCACUCUCUUCUCCAUUCCUCUUCUAAAAGCCAUAGGAAGGAAAACUAUUUUAUUAAUAUUUAACUUUGUAUCAGCUUUUUCUCUUCUAUUGCUAAUCGCUGUACCGCAAGGCGCUGCGUCAGUUAUUUGUGCUAGUAUUGGUGUAGUGGCUAGUUUUAUCGUUUUUGUUGUAGUUUAUUUAUACUGUUCAGAACUAUUUCCUACUGUAGUUCGGAAUGCCGCUCUUGGUGUAUCGUCAAUGAUGGCCAGAGUAGGAUCUAUGAUAGCUCCCUUUGUUAUUGAUUUAAAAUUAAAAGCUUACUGGCUGCCACCACUCGUGUUUGCGGUAAUGCCUCUCAUUGCUGGCAGUCUGUCUUUAUUAUUGCCAGAAACAAAAGGUUGUAAGUUGAUGACUACAAUUGAGGAAGGCGAACGAUUUGGAAAGAAAAUAAAAUCGACUUCGGAUGAAAAACGAUGA
Molecule: messenger RNA, 1533 nt
Organism: Chilo suppressalis (striped riceborer)
Lineage: Eukaryota; Metazoa; Arthropoda; Insecta; Lepidoptera; Crambidae
Source: the annotation of a GenBank genome assembly